AUGGCAAACCCAGAGCAGGGAAAUCAAACAGUUCUCACAGAAUUCAUCCUGCUAGGAUUUGGGAAUCUCCCUGAGCUACAAAUUCUUCUUUUCCUCCUGUUUCUCAUCAUCUACAUUGUGACCGUGGCUGGGAACGUUCUCAUCAUUGUGCUAGUUGUGGCUGAUCAGCAACUUCACACUCCCAUGUACUUCUUCCUGGGGAACUUGUCCUGCUUGGAGACCUGCUACACCUCCACCGUCCUGCCCAGGAUGCUGGCCAGUUUCCUGACUGGGGACAGAACCAUUUCCAUUAGCGGUUGUCUCACACAAUAUUAUUUUUUUGGUUUCCUGGCAGUUGCAGAGUGCUAUCUCCUGGCAGUGAUGUCCUAUGAUCGGUAUUUAGCGAUAUGCAAACCACUGCACUAUGCUGUCCUUAUGAAUGGCAGGUCCUGCCUCCAGCUAGCAGUUGGCACUUGGGUAAGUAGUUCUUUGACUGCUGACAUAACAAUAUUUUUAAUGCAACAAUUGACUUUCUGCGGCCCCAAUGAAAUUGACCAUUUCUUCUGUGACUUCAUCCCAGUAAUAAAACUCUCCUGCAGUGACACAGGUAUGAUGGAGCUUGUCACUACCAUGCUAGCUCCUAUAUGCACUCUCCUGCCAUUUUUAUUAACGCUGGCAACAUACAUCUGUAUCAUCACCACCAUCCUGCGAAUGCCUUCCACCACCGGGUGGCAAAAGGCCUUUUCCACCUGCUCCUCUCACCUCAUCGUGGUGUCAAUUUUCUAUGGGACCAUAAUGAUUGUCUACAUGCUACCAAAAACUGAUACACUGAGAGACCUGGACAAAGUGUUCUCCGUCUUCUACACAGUCGUGACUCCCAUGGUCAACCCCCUCAUAUACAGUCUGAGGAACAGAGAGGUCAAAGAGGCCCUGGGAAAAGCUGUCACUAAACUCUCUGCUGUUAAAAGGAUUCAGACUGUCCUGCCAUAGUUUGUUCAGUGCCUGUGAAACGGGAAUGAGCUGGUUUGCUGUAAUGUGUCUGAGUCACCUCUCUCACUGGCCAUCGGGCUUUUUAGGUUAGGUCAGUAGCUGCUAUAGCUUGCACUCAAUAUUCGGACUGAUAUUUCUGUUGUUUUGGCUUAGGGAUGCAGGUCUUUGUGGUUUGAUUAGUCUAAUAUUUAUCACAGCUGUUGUGGGUUACUUUAAAACACUUUGUCAAGGAGUCACCAAGGUAGAGAGGUGCCAUCCUGUGUGUGUCUCCAUUACAACGCAGUCUGUAAUUAUAUGAGCACACACUGUGUUUUAUACCAGGCCCCUUUAUUGUACCAUAUAUUUUUCAUCUAGCUCCUUCAAUGUGCAACAUUAAUGU
Messenger RNA from Gopherus flavomarginatus (Mexican gopher tortoise), 1348 nucleotides. Its product is annotated as olfactory receptor 11A1-like. Lineage: Eukaryota; Metazoa; Chordata; Testudines; Testudinidae. The transcript has a single exon. The coding region runs from base 1 to 969 and encodes 322 amino acids. The record is from RefSeq and is a predicted model, not a curated record. Gene Ontology annotation, molecular function: olfactory receptor activity; G protein-coupled receptor activity. Gene Ontology annotation, cellular component: membrane. Gene Ontology annotation, biological process: G protein-coupled receptor signaling pathway.